AAGAGAAUAGUAUGCUAAGGAGUAGCAUUUUGCAAUUCAAAAAUGAUUUUCAAAAACAGGCAAAACGUAUUAAAGCAAGCCAGGAAAUGUUACGGUCAAUACCUGUGAUGAAGCAAACUUCGCCUGAGAGUUCUACCGUGAGCAAUGUCAAUAUCCUUCAAAAACGUAUUAAAGAACUGGAAGAAGAACUUCGACUCAUGAAAACUGAUAACGAGAAACAAAAGGCUCUUGUGACAAAAUACAGAGAGCGAUGGGAAAAGUUGAAGGAGUCUGCGAAAAAACGGAGGGUGAACAAACAAGGUGAUCCAGCAACUCAACAAACCGCUGAACCUUUGUCCUCUCCCAAAACAACGCCGACUCCUGAUUCGGCUCAAUUACCCCAGAGCCCUCAAAGUUUACCAUCAUCACCAUCACACUCAAAAUUACCUCAGACCGCUUCGACCCCUUCAUCUACAACCAUAACCGCUACGACCAUUACGACUGCAAUUACCGCUCCAGAAUCGCGGAAACAUCAGUCGUUACCUGAAAUAAAUCUUCCUUUUGCUCUUCAAAAACCGUCUCAUAAACCCGGUUUUGGCGAAAUUUUAGAUGGAUCUACUAGUUCCAAAAGUAAUAUCGGAACGCCACAAAAGAAUCCUAUCUCUCCAACCACUACAAUCGUUCGUACUAUUGAGACAGAUGCAAAUAAUGUUUAUGACGAAAACUCCUCCAAUCGUAGUGCAAGCGUCAACAACAGCGAUGAAAAUAGCAACGAUGGCAUUAACGGUUCUAUAGAAACGACCUCCCCUUUGCGUUUCUUGUCACGACGAGAAUCUGGUGGUUCGGCUCUUCCGACAGUCACCACAGUUACCAUAGAAGGCAUAACUUCACUAUCGAACCAAAAAGAACUGGAUCCAGAUGAAUU
This is a messenger RNA of Acaulospora morrowiae, 904 nucleotides long. The record is from the annotation of a GenBank genome assembly. NCBI's taxonomy places the organism in Eukaryota, Fungi, Glomeromycota, Glomeromycetes, Diversisporales, Acaulosporaceae.